CUGACCUGGAGGCUCCGGUGGGCGAAUCACGGGAGAGAUGCGACCGACUCGGAUCGCCAUGUCUUGCAUCGCGAGCUCAAGCCGUCGCGCGGCAGCGUGCUGCUCGUCGGCGCUUCUUCGCCCACGUCCUACCUAUCGGGAGCCAGUCGCCAUCACUCUGACACGCCCCGACGCGAGUGUAGCACGAGGUCCCGGGCCGACAUCUCGAUGCGUAUCUUUGCGGCAUCUAUGUAGCUCAUCGCGGGCCUCGAGAGCGUCUCUGGCGUCAAAGCGGAUGAACGCAUCCAAGCCAGCAUUCCAGCUCGAGCAUGCCGCGAGUGGCACGCGUCUACGUCCAUCUGCUGACGGGCGGGGGAUACUUGUCAAGCAGAUAUCGCACCCCGACUUGCCUCCGGUAGAAGUCUCCUACGCCUGGCUCCUGGACUCCGAUCAGAGUAAGCACAACAUACACCCUACCACGAGCCAAAAAUUCUUUCACUCGAGUGAUGCGGUCCAUGCGGUUGAAGGCGUGAAGGAUCAAGCGCUAGACCUGCGGACACCGCCGUAUAUUGAGCAAGAUACGCUCGUCUUGACUCUGAGCCCGGACAUUCAAAUUACCAACGCAUUUUCGCAGACAUUUUGCGCGCCGUCGACGGCUACUUCACGCACUGCUAUUCCAACUAUGGCUUCACCGCGCGAAAUCCGCAUUCCUCUACCUCUUCUUCGAGCUCACACGGACGCGGCGGCGUAUGAUGUCUGGCAUGCAGACGUUCUUGGGCUCGCGCAGCCGUGGCUCUCCGCCUCUCUGGCAGGCGCCAAGGACGGCAGUGCCGGACCGUUGCUGAUUGACUGGAAUCAAAUCGGCUUGCCUGAAAGCGAGCUCCAGCGACACCUCACAGAUACGAUGAUUCCAGUAUCGGCAGGAGGCGAAGGGAGCAUUGCUUCUGCCGAAACGACAAAGCGGCUCGCAGCUCUCCACACACUCACAUACACGCUCCUGCGUGACGGCCUUGCAUUCGUAACGUCCGUGCCAACGCAAACAACCGCCUCGGUCCCGUUCAAUACCGCAAAUCAGAACGGCGGGAACAUGAAAGAACGAAAAGUCGCAAUGCUUUACCAUGUCGCUCGCCUACUUGGAGAGAUACGCGCUACAUUCUACGGCCCUGCUCUCUGGGACGUGCGCUCGAUGCGACAGUCCAAGAACAUAGCCAACACCAACUCGGAUCUUGGCUUCCACGCAGACCUGUGCUACUUUGCGAAUCCACCACGGUUUCAGUUCCUGCACAUGCUCAGGAACCAAGUGCAAGGGGGAAAGAGUCUCUUUGUCGAUGGCUUUGCGGUCGCAAAGGAGAUGUGGCGGAAGCACAGGGACGAAUUCAUGGCACUUGCCACUACACCCGUCUCCUUUCACUACAACAACGACGGAAGAUACUACCGCUUCGCCCAUCCGACAAUCGAGCUCGCGCAACCAUACCAAGGCUUUGCAUCUUCUUCGACAGCAUCGUUCCCGCACUUACCAGCCGGCAAGACAGCGUGCCUCACCCCGCCCAUCGCAUCGUCAAAUUCAUCUUCAAAUCAACACGAAGACGCCGAAGACCCAAUGCCGCGUCUCGUAGCGAUCAACUACUCACCGCCUUUCCAAUCUCCCUUACCGCUACACCCUUCACCAUCACCACCGAGCGGCGGCAGAGGCGCAGACAGCCCGCUCUUCCGUCGCGCGCUCUCGACGUUUGCGCGACUGACACACGACGUGCGCUUUGCCCACGUGCGACAAAUGUCGCCUGGCGAGUGCGUCAUCUUCGACAAUCGUCGGGUAUUGCACUCGCGAACUGGGUUCGAGUGGGACGAGAACGAGGAGGCUUGUACCAGCGGUGGCGGCGGCGGCGAGUUAGACCAAGUGAGGCGAUGGCUCAAAGGUUGCUAUGUUGAAGGCGAUGCGGUCUGGAGCACGUACAGAGUGCUAAGUGCACAUAUCCAGGCUCUGAAGCAGCGGGAAUGAUGAGCGAGACAGAUGAAUGUAA
Molecule: messenger RNA, 2000 nt
Organism: Tilletiaria anomala UBC 951
Lineage: Eukaryota; Fungi; Basidiomycota; Exobasidiomycetes; Georgefischeriales; Tilletiariaceae
Product: Clavaminate synthase-like protein
Exons: 3
Coding region: 275-1978 (567 amino acids)
Biological process (GO): carnitine biosynthetic process
Cellular component (GO): mitochondrion
Molecular function (GO): oxidoreductase activity
Source: RefSeq, a predicted model, not a curated record